This is a messenger RNA of Plasmodium malariae, 14694 nucleotides long. RefSeq names its product conserved Plasmodium membrane protein, unknown function. The transcript has 6 exons. NCBI's taxonomy places the organism in Eukaryota, Apicomplexa, Aconoidasida, Haemosporida, Plasmodiidae. Bases 1 to 14694 code for a protein of 4897 amino acids. The record is from RefSeq and is a predicted model, not a curated record.
AUGAUGAAAAUAAAUAAAGUGUUAGAGGUUGAGGUAAAUGAAAUUGCUAAUGACUUAAACAUAUUUUAUAAUAAUAAAACCAAUGAAAAUAUAGGGAGAAUAGAAACAAUAAGAAAUAAACGUUGUUCUAACAAGAGAGCAGUGUCAAAAUAUGAUAAUACAUUUACGAUUUCUUUAGAAAAGUAUAUUUUUAUUUGUAUACCUUAUAACACCACCUGGAGACUAUUCAAAUACAACUGUAAUAUGCAAUAUCUACUUAAAAUAAAGCAUGAGGGCAGCGAUAACAAUAAUAAUAAUAUCAGUUAUCCUUACAAAAUUGAUAAAUGCAUCAGUAUUGCCAACUUGAACGUGUUAGUGCUCCAAAAGAACAACCAAAUAUUUGUACAAGAAUUUGAAGAAGAUUAUAAAAACAGCCCCAUAAAUGAUAUAAAAAUAUUAAGAAGACGCGAUUUUUCCAUAUCUGCCCUUUUUUUCUGUGAAAUGGAUGCAAAACGAUCAGUCGACCCAUGCGCUACGUUAAGAGAAAUAAAUAGUUUUGACUUUAAAAAAAAUAACGAAAUCUUUUUUAAAAUUGAAAAUAAGGAUAAGUUAAUUAUUACCUAUUGUGAUGACAAGAUAGAAGAAGUCCGCAUAAUUAUUUACAACUUAAUAAAGAAAAAAUAUAAGGAAGUUCAUAUAAAUGUGCCUCCUUAUGUAGAAAAAGAAGAGGGUAAAACACACAUUGAAUGUGUUGCUUUGAAUAGGAAUUAUAUUGUCAUAUUAUUUAACACGAAUGAACUGAUAAUUUAUAAGAAAAAAAAAAAAAAAAAAAAAGAAGAAAGUGGAGAAAAGAUCGAAGAUAAAGAAAAACGUGUUAACUACGAGUUUUAUAAAUACCUUGAUAAAUAUAAGUCUAGCCAACUCAAAUAUUUUAACAAGAAAAGUUUAAAAGAAAUAGAAAGUUAUUCGUUAGAGUACAUAACGAACGUAAGUAAAAUAUCGUCCUUAGAAAUAAAUGAGGAUAAUGAUCUAUUCAUAAUUUACAGUGAUAGUUAUUUAUCGAACACAUAUUUUAAUGACAGUAGUUAUAAAUACAGAUCACUAGUUCGAAGUGCAACAAAUACGUUAAAUUCGUAUUACACUUUAUUAGAAAAUUUUUUUUUUUCAAAUUUUUUAAAUCAUGAUAAACAUAACAAUAAUUCUUUACUAAAUGAAAUUAACGAACAACUAAUUAAAACUACGAAUUUGCGUAUGUGCGUAAUCAACAUAGGAGAUAACGAAAUAAAUACCUUAAAUAUAAAUGUUGAUGAUAAAAUAUAUUCUAUUUAUAAUAACUCCAUCAAUAUUCUAAAAGAUAAUUUUCUCAAAAUCAAUGAUAUGCAACUAAAUCCAAGGGAAAAAAUGAACGAACUGUUAAGUUUUAGUACAUAUUUAGAUAUACACCAUAUAAAUCAAAAUAAAAAAAAAAAUUUUAAGAAUGAAUUAAAUGGCGAUCCAAGUGAAAAAAGUUUUCUAAAUAUCGAUUUUUUAAAAGAUAUAACAAAAAGCAAAAUAUUUCCUGAUGAUAUGCACGCGUACAGUAAUAUUUACUUAUGUAGAAUGGACAAUUAUUAUUUAAUUUUGGAAAAUUUAUAUGAUAAUUUUAAUUUAACCUUAUAUGAAGUAAAUUUUUUAGACAAAAUCGAUUUAUUGAUAUAUCAGUUUUUCUACAAUUACUAUGAUGCUGUAUUAUUAGCUGAGCGAAACCAGCUAAGCUUAUUUCAUCAACUUUUUGUUUAUUCCAUUUAUGAUUAUGGGGGAAGAUAUUUUGAAGCCCCUUUGACCGAUUAUCAGGUAUGUCCACGAAAAAAAAAAUGCCUAUUUAGAAUUAAAAAUAUAUUUGAUUUCCUGGAGAGGAUCGUGGAGUAUGAUCCAUUUUUGUUUAGAAAUGAAGACGAUGAGAAGAUAAUUGAGUUGUUAAAUAAAAAAAACAAUGUAUCAUUGAACAAAUGUGGAUGUAUUCCAACUAACUUAAAUAUAAACGAAGAAAAUAGUAAUUAUCAUAAUCUGUUUUACAUUCUAAACGACACGAAUGAUAGUGCUCCCUCAAAGUAUGUAAAUAAUUAUUACAGCAUAAAAAGAAUUGAUUCAUCAUCUCUAUGUAAGAAUAUAGAUAUAAGCGUACAAUUAUGUAAGUUAAAAAAUGCAUUAUAUUGCUCCUUGAGAGCUAUAAAUUAUGUUUUGAAGGAAAGUAUAACAACAGAUUUAACAACUUCAAAUGAUAGCGAAGUGAUAACGUCAAAUGAUAGUGAAUAUGAUGAAGAGAAAUUCGCAGCUAAGUUAAUAAAAAGCAAGAGGAAGCAAAAUUCAAAUAAAAAGAGAAGGUAUUAUAAAUUAAAGAAGCAUAAUAGAAAUGAGAAUAAGGAGGGGUAUGAUCAAAUGGAGGAAGGAUCAUGUUAUUAUGACAAUGAAAAGGUUAGUGACUCGGCAAAUAACGUACAAUGUAACGAAGAUGAAACAAAUUGCAUCGACAGUAUAUGGGGAUUGUCCAUCGAUGAGGAAGAUCUACAGAAGGGAGAUUUUUCCAUAUAUCCUAAAGAAGAAGCAGAAAUAGAAGAAAAAAAAGAAACAUUAGGGGGAAUAGAGAAAAAUAUUGUGCGCUUUUACGAUAUAGAUUAUAAUAGUACAUUUUUCCAUAAUUUAAUAGCAAGUAUAAAUGACGACGAAAAUAAUAAGAAGAAACUAUUGAUGUACAAAAAGGAAAUAACUCGUCAAAUAUACAAGUAUAAAUUGUAUGAGUUUAUUAUGAAAUUGUUAGAGAAAGAAAGAAUAAGCAGGAAGUACCAUUUGACCACUGACGAAAUAAAAAAAAAAAAUUUAGACAGAUCUAAAUUUAGUAGUUCUAGCUAUAGUAAUAAUUAUAAUAAUAAGAAUAAAUUUUCGGAUAUACUGAACAUAUUUAAGAAAAACACAAACGACUUAAUACAUAUUAAUGAAGAAGAAAAUCAAAGCAAAAGUGGUACAACCAUUCUUAAUUGUACUAAAAAUAAUUAUGAAAUUACUUCAUCAAAUAUGUACAUAAUUAGUUGGACGAAGUUUAAAUAUUAUUAUUCCCCUUUUGAUAUUGUAAAAUAUUUCUUAAUUAAUCGUAACUAUAUUUUAAUUAAAAUUUUUUAUAAAUAUUUUAACAUCUUUAUUACGUAUAAUUGGAAAAAAAUAUUUGACUACAUUCCUUUAAAUACAAAAAUGGAGGAAUACUUUUAUUUGCUACCAGUUGUUGGAAAGGUAAAAAAUAGGCAAGACACUAAUGUGUUGAUGAACAGUGAUGAAGCCUCUUCGGAAAACGUGCAUGUGGAGGGUAGCACCAUUGUUAAGGGUAGUAGUAGUAAUAAUAAUAAUAAUAAUAAUAAUAAUAAUAGCAAUAAAGACAAUAGUAAUAAUAGCAAUAGCUAUAAAGACAAUAGUAAUAAUAGCAAUAGCAAUAAAGACAAUAGUAAUAAUAGCAAUAGUAAUAAUAGCAAUAGUAAUAAUAGCAAUAGUAAUAAUAGCAAUAGUAAUAAUAGCAAUAGUAAUAACAAAAAUGAUCGCCUAUCUUUGGAAUCGCCAAUCAGCGUCAGUAAUGAAACAAUGUUCAGCACUUCGUACAUAAUAAAUAAGUUUAAAGCCACCAUGAAGGAAGAAAUAGAUGUAGAUAAUUUGUUUUGGUUUCAUAGAGAUAGUGCAAACAAGAUUGAUAAUUAUGAUAUACACUGUGAUGAAAAUGAAUUUCUAGAAUUUUUUAUAAAUAGAAGUAUUAAUAUAAUGAAAAAAACGCACUUAAUCAAAAGCCGUCUUUUAGCCUUUGUCUACAUUUGCUUAAAACAAAUAAAUGACAAUAAUGUUUAUAAAAUAUUUAAGUAUGAUCAAAAUUCAAAGAGGUACAUAUACGACCCAUUGUAUUUCUGUGAGAAGAGAAAUUCGUCAACUACUUCGGACCAUAAUAGUGUUUGGGGUAUAAUGAGUAUGGGAGAAACUGGGGAAAAUAAGAAUUUAAGUGCACGCGAAAAUGACCACACGUACACACAUCCAAAGGGAGGGAUGGAACAGCAGUGGAAGAAGGGAAAGUAUAUUGUAGAAAAGCAGUAUAACGAAGGGCAGAAUAAUGCACGAAAUGAGGAGACGCCCAAUUUCGGGGAUCCCUCAUUCGUGUCGGACAAUCUGCUUAUAAAUUUAAAAAAAGAAAAAAUAAGAAACAAAAAUUUUAUAUUAAUAUAUAGCUUUUUUAUACUAAUUAAAAUGUAUAUCCUAUGCAAAGAAAACCACAAAAAUAUAAAGUUAGAAUAUUUUUUACAAGUAGAUAUAUACAAUAGGUUAUGUCUUAUAUUAGACUUCGACAUUAAGUUCAUAUCGUAUGAACACAAUCAGGAAAAUUAUAUAAAAAUAUUUUAUGACAAAAUUCAAAGCGUCUUACAAAAUUAUACUUUUAUUAAUGAACAUAUAUUAUUAUGUAAUAGUAAGAAUUAUGUAAUAUUUGAAAAGGAUGUAAUUAAUUUAAACUAUAAAAAGGCCUCUAACCUUUUAGAGAGCUUAUGUAUUAACAUUCUAUAUACCUCUGAACAGUUGUUCAUAAUAUUCUGCUUAAAAACACUAAAAUUGUUACAGUGUAGUAAUAUUAGUAAUUCGGAAAAAGGAUGGUACAAAGGUAGUGCGCCAUCCCACAUGAUGAUGCUAAGCGAAAGUUUUAAACGAGGUACUACAAGAACGACAGAAAGAGAACUACAACAGGAGGGUGAAACAAAAGUUGAAGGAUUAAGGAUAGAAGAAAGAAAAAACAAUAGAAGGAGAAAUGCGGAAUUAGAUAAAAUAUUAAUCUUCUUAAAAUAUAUAUACUAUGCUUAUGAAAAAAAAAUUAUUUUUAAUGAUGACUAUGAGUUUUCUUUUUUCCUUCUAAUAAUUUUCUACAAACAUAUGCAUAUUAACUUGCUUCAUUUUAUUUCUAUAUUUAAUGAUUUUUAUAAUUUGCUCCCAAAAAAUAUUUACAUAAAGGGGCAAAAACGUGUACAAGAUGAAGAGCCUCCAGGGAAAGAGGUACAACACUACUUGGCGGAAAGCGAGUUAUCUUCGCGGGUAAAUUCGUCCAAAUAUAACGAAGACGGAAGCGAGCGAUUUAACCUAGAGGAUAUUUUUAAAAACAGUGAGAAUGACAGAGAGGUGAUAAUAUUUGACGAUCACUUGAAUCAUAUUGUUAAUUACUAUUAUGAUUAUGUGAUUAAGAAGCGAGGGGAAAAGUGCCAGCAGUUGGGUUCGAAGAAUGGCGGAGAAGCACAGUUAGGGGCGCUAAUAUCCACAGGAGAGAGCGAACAAUGGCAAAACGUAGAUCAGUGCAUAUUAAUGGAAAAAUACCUGGACAUAUUUGAAAAGCAUCUAAAUUCACUGGAGCUAAUAAAGCAUUUUAGGAAGGACUUUUCUUACCAGAAAGGGGUAGAGGCGGAGAACGAGGCCGAGUUUAAGACAGAGAUCAAGUCAGGGAUAGAAGCUGGUGUAGGGACAAUACAAGAAGAGUUACAAAUAAACAUAGACAUUAUCAUCAGCUCAAAGAACAAUGUAAAAAAGAUAAUUAUGAAUAUAUACAGACUAUUUAAAAUGAUUUUUUUGCAUACAAACUAUAAGGACACAAAUUUCACGAAGAACGGUUUGCAGUUGUAUUACAAUUUAUUCGAUUCCAUCGAUGUGUAUUUAUUUUUUUUUAUUUUGUUUUACAUAAUAUUGUAUUAUUCAAAUGAUUACGAAUAUUUGUAUGCUUUUAUAAAGUUUUAUUAUAAAAAUUACAAAGAGUUAAAUAAGCAAGAUGAAGGGUUUACAUAUAUAGUUAAUUACCUAAUUGUGAAUAGAGUAAAAAGUAUAACAGCACAUGAACAUUUUAUGGACUUUUAUAAUUUUUUGAAAAAAGUUUAUUCGGACGAAAUUAGUUUGGCUAAUUUUAAAAAGAAUAAAGAACUACUUACUAAUCUUAGAGUCCUACUACAUAUUCAAAAUAUUAUAAAUAAGAAGAAGUGCAUAACAUUUAAUGAGCACUUAAAUGGAAGACAAAAUCAAAUGGUAUCAUCAAGCGAAGAUAUAUAUAAAUCCUUUUCUAAAUUAAUUUCUCAGUCAUAUGAGAAAAAAAGCAGUGGUGACAUUACCCUUAAGAGGAAAAGGGGUAUUGGAGAAAAAAAGGGGUUUUCCUUUUUUUAUAGAACUAUUGUUUAUGAUAGCUAUAUUAAAAUUAUGAUAGAAAAGAAUAAAUUUAAUAUAUUUAAAAAUAUCAUUGAAAAUGAUAUAUGUACAUGUUAUAAUUAUAGAAAAACUCUAAAAUUAAUAAAGCUGUUAGAAAUAAAAACUGACCAAAGUGGUCAAAGUGACCAAUUGAUGAGCUGUAUCUUGUUUGUUCUGUACAUAUUACAAUUAAAGGAAAAAACAAACAUUAUUUCUUUUUAUCUGAUUCUUUUUAUAAUAUUAUUUCGAGAUGAUAAGUUAAAAAACAGGCAGAAACAGUUUGUUGAAAAUGUAGUUAUAUAUUACGCCAACUUUUCAAAACAGCCGGUUAGUUAUAUUUACAAUUUAUGCAUGUUCCUUUUUUCAUGUCUGUCUUUAAAUUAUUCACCUUGUUUGAGUAUUAUAUAUAAGUCUCUCGUGAAAAGGAGAAAAUAUGUUGACGCAGAAGUAGAGGGAAAAAGAGGAGGAAGCAGAAGAGGAAGAAGCAUGGACUACCGUCUCGGGAACAACCAGUAUAAGAAAAAGUUCACAUCACUUUAUGAGUUUCUAGAGGAGACAGCAAUGGAUGAAAAAAAUAAAGCAAAAAAGGCGAAGGGGGAUAAGGAUACGAAACAUGUGAAGAGUGUGGUGCAUAUGAAAGAUACAAAUAUUGGGCGUACGAGUGGUGGGAACCAAGUCAAGGGAAACAAACCAUUAAAUAUGCAUAAUAACUACAACAUAGAUCAAACGGAUGAAAGUGGCAUAUAUGUGAAUAAUAUAUUAAAUGCUACCGUAAGUCAGGAAAAAAACGAAAUGAUUAUAGAGAAUGGAACAGACGGUGGGCAUGAGUACAUAAGCGAUAUUAACGAUAACAGUAAGGAGCACACAAGCAACUGUAAAGAGAAAAAUGAAAUAAUAAAGACGUUUGAUAAACUUGUAGAAGGAAAAACUGAUGAACUGUAUAACAACUGCUACAUGGAUAGAAUUGAAAAGAACAACUUUCAUUUAAAAUAUAAAAAUGGUAUAACAACUCGUAGUACUUCUAAAGAGAGAAGUAAUUUACAAAGGGGAAAAAUAUCACACAUAAGUGAGCACAAUAUUGGUAUAGAGGAUUACGAACGAGUUACUCACCAAUUAAAUGCACAAAAUGAAAUAGACAUAAUAUAUGAAAGAAAAGAGUUGAAUAAGAUUGACGAGUUGGAGAAGCUGGAAGAUAAAAAAAUAAAACCAGCGUUACAUCAGCGUGAUGGUAUUUCCAACGUCAUUUGUACGAAUUACAGUACUCACUCAGAUGAACACAUUUUUGACGACUAUCAUGAUGGUUUAAAUAAAUUUAACUUGGGUGAAGCGCACAAUAAUUACAAUGAUUAUGACAAUCGUGACUAUUAUGAUGAUUAUGACUAUUAUGAUGAGCACAACGAUUCCUACGAUUACGACCAUUUUGACGAGAGAAAAUGCUUGGAUAAUAGUAUUAACGAAACAUAUUACACCGGAAAGUACAUUCAUAGGAAGAGUAUGUACGAAUGUCAAAUCGAUGGUGAAAAUAAAAAUGAAUUUUUUAAUAUUAGUUACCAUAGCAGCAUCGUAGGUUUUGAGAAAGAGCAGAAAAGUCAAGCUAGUGGUAGCACAAUAAGAAGUGAUCAUUGUCGAGAGGAGGAAGAGCUGAUGGAGCAACUAUCUGAUGAUGAUAAUGACUUGAAGGUGAAGGAACAUGUUGACACAUAUAAUGUAGUAUAUAACCACAAUGGUGAAAAACGGAGAAUGGAAGAAGAUCUCUUUCAAGAGAGCCAGUACAAUGAGAGUAAAAUAAAUGAAUGCGUAAGUGGACAUGUUGGAGGACUUAGGUACAAAAAUAAACAAGAUGGAAAGCAUAUGUACUACUACAGCGAUGUAGGAAGGAGUGAAAAUCAGCAACACAACAAAUGGACAGUAUUGGAAGCAGAAAAAGUUGGCGAAUGUCUUGAAAACAAGGAUGAUUCGUAUUUAAAUGAGGGAAAUAGCAUAUGUAGUGGCAAAAAAGGGAAUAACGGUAAUGUUAGUAGUAACAGUAGUAAGAGAAAUAACAAUAGUGACAGUAGUAACUGUAGUAACAACAGGAACAGUAGGCAUAAUAGGAACAGCAGUUACAGUAACAACGCACUAACUUUUGCGCUAAAAAAUGUGAGCAAGAAAAUUAACAAACAUAAUGUUUCCCUAUGGGAUCUGGAUGGUGUUAUUAAAACGGUUAAUAAAGUGAAGAAAUUCUUGAAAGGGGAAGAAGGGAUAGAAGAGGGAGUAGAGGAAGAAGAGGAAGAAGAGAAAGAAGAGAAAGAAACGGAAGGAGAGGAAGAAGAGGAAGAAGAGAAAGAAGAGAAAGAAGAGAAAGAAACGGAAGGAGAGGAAGGAAUGGGUGAAUCAGAAGAAGACAAGGUAGAUGCAAACGAUAUAGCCACACACGAAGUAUUCGAAAACGGGGUGGCCUCAAACCAGGACACGGAAGUAGCCAACCUACAUUUACAUUACUUCAAUAUGGAAAAGGAUAAAACGAAGGAGGAUCAGAAUGAUAAUAAUAUUCUUAACGAUAGAAGCAGCAUGUACAAUUCAUUACUUUAUAACGACAUGUACUUUGCUUUUGUGUAUAUCCUAAUGAGAGAAGAUUAUCCCUUCAUUUAUAUUUUUAUAAAAAAAAUUAUUCUCAACUGUUCAAUUUCCGUUAAUAGAAAAAUUAGCAUAUUUGACACCUUCCUGUUUAGUGUGUACGAUUCUAGCAUAAUAGAUGAAAAAAGUGAAAACAUCCAGGAAAAGGAGGAUAAGCUAUUUUUAAAAAAAUUAGUUUGCAUAUUAAUAAUUUUAAGGUACCUACUACACUACUUGAACAUGCACAAAAUUAACCAAAUUGAUAUUAAAAAGUUAUUGUUUGAAGAUAAUUAUAAAAAAAAUAUUGUAGAAAAACUAGACAAAAAAGCGUGUGAUGAAAUUUUAGAAGUCUUAAUAAAAGUUGUAGAUAUAUCGAAAAUGAAUUUGCUAUAUGUUAAGUACAAUUCCAUUAGAGAGGAGAAUUGCAUUUCCUAUAAUUUACAGUUAGGUGAUAAUAAAAUAAAUAAAAAUGCAGAAGAUUUAUUUAUUCACAAACAUAACAUAUUCAGUAAUGAACAUACCAAAAAAGAAAAGAGACUUCAAUAUAUGUUUGAAAUAGAAACAGAAAAAGAAAUUUUAAAUUUCUUCCAAAAAAUGGAAAAAAAUUCAUUGCUUUGUUACAUACUAACAAAUUUUCACCAAUUAACUUUUAAUUUAAAUUUUGUUUGUAAGAUAUUAUAUUAUAUAUAUGAAACAUGUCUGUAUUAUUUGUGUGCCUCUGUAUAUUUUUUAAAAAUAUCCUUUUAUAAUUUUAGUAUUGGAAAUCUCUUUUCUUCCGUAAGUAGAAUAGUCAAAAAAUUUUCGAAAGAUCAGCUAAUAAAGAAAUUAAUUGAAGUAAGACAUAUAUAUACUUUCUUGAACGAGCAAAUAGAGUUGGAAAACACACAAAAGAUGAAUUAUAUUCAUGAUACAAAUGGUACUUACUCAAAUAAUAGGGAUAACCAACCUAUAAAGAGAGGGAAAUGGGCAAAGCACAUACAGAUACAGUUACCUGGGUCCACUACUAACACUCACCAGAUAGAACGUUUUCCACUUUGUAAAAAUGAAACACAAAACACAAAAGAGGCAUAUUAUAAUAAUCAGAAAAAUGGUAGUUCAACGUAUUUGCAUAUAAUGGACGAAAAAGAGGAGGAAGAUUCAUAUAGUAGAAAAAUCAGCAUGCUACACAAAUGUAAAAUUAUAAACCCCUUCAAUUUUUACAUUAACGAAGUAGAGAAUGUAAAUAUGAAUUUUCAAAAAAAAUAUAGAAGUUUACUUCAAAGGAAUAAUAAACAAGUGAAAAUAUAUAACUUGGGAAAAAAAGAGGCAUAUAAAUACUUGACCGAUUUGUUCAAUAAGUGUAAUAUAUUUCCGUAUUUGUACGAUUUAUGUUUUUUACUAAACCAUUUAAAUAUAUAUUUUGAUCCUUUUUUUUAUUCAAGUGAACAGAAUGAUGAAACUGUGCAAGAUUUACUCGACUCGUCGGAGGAUGAUUACUUAAAAUACUUGUUACUUAUGAUAUUAAAAAAAAAAAAUGGUUUUCACAUUUUUGAAAAAAUUAAUAAUGCUGAAAAUAUUAAUAAUUGUAAAAAUAUUGAAAAUAAUAUACAUAAAUUGUUUUGCGCUAAUAGAAAGUAUCACGGUAUGUUCGUAAACUUUUACAUGUACCACGUCUCAGUAAAAGUAAAAGAGUCAAUAAGUGAAGACAAUAUAAUACAAUUAUUUGACCAUCUUUUGAACAUACAGUAUAAUAUUGUUCAGAAAGAUAUAGAAUUACAUUUCAGCAAAUGGCUAUUUUUAGGAAAAAAAAGCAUAAAUAGCUUUUUAAAUUUUUAUGCCUUUCUCAAUAAAUUUAAUAUAUAUUAUCCCCAACAUUUCGUUAAGUUACUUGUAGAUAAUGUAUACCAGUUGGACAUGCUGUUGUUACUCCUUUUAACACAGAUAAGGGACAACACUAAUUUGAAAUAUAUUCUUCUUAAACUUUUGAAACUCGCUUUUUUUUUUUCAGUUCAUAGGAAUAAUUUUUGUAUAAAUGACCUUUUCUGUUUUGUUGCUUCCGUAUUGAGCGAAAAAAAUGUGCAUUCAUUUAAAUAUCAUUUUCUUGAUAUGGCGUUUGAAAGGGAUAAAAAUGCACAUGACAGACUACAAAAAACACCAAUAAAUCAUCUUCAUGUGAGUUAUCAACUAAGGGAUAAUGAGAGAGCACAUAGUAUUCGGCAGGAAGCUCCUUCAAGCGAAAAAGAAGACAACAUCGGAGGGUUAUUACACAUUAACAGCUCCACUAAUAUUGACGAGGAAAUGUACCUAGACAAACACGUUGAAAGUAUGUACGAAAGUGAAAGUGUCUGUGAAGGCGGUGGUGAUAGUGACGAUGGUGAAGGGAAACAAGGAGAUGCCGAGGUCGCAGUUGCAUUUGCAGAUUCCUUAUAUGAUGAAAAGAAGAGUGAAGCUAGUGCAUGUAUAGAUGCCACCUUAGCGGGUGUUUACGCAGAUGAAGAGAACGCUAUUGUUACGGAUAUGCAUAAAAUUUUCUGCAAAAGUGAAUUAUGGAACAAGGACUUGAAUGACUACACUAAAGGAAGCACAGGAAGCAACGAAAGCAGCAGUAGCAGAAACAAUAACAGUGUUAGUAACAACAAUCGUACAGAUGAAUACACGAUUGAAGAAAUUGAAAGGGUGUCAAAAGGCUCACAAGCGGGUGAAAAAAGUUAUAGGGUGAUAACCCACUUUUGCUUAAACUAUUUAUCCAUCAAAGUAGUCGUAAAAAAUAUAAUAAAGAAUGAAUUGAGCAGUAUUUUAUUUUUAAAAUUUUCCUUUAAUGUAAGUAUAGUAGGUAUAUACGAAAGGGCUAAACAUAUUUAUAAAUAUUUAUACAACUUAGGGGGGCAAAAUUUUUUUUAUUCCUUGAAAGUACUAGUUAACUUAUUAGUAAAAAAUAAGAAGAGAAAGCAAAGAGAUUACUUGUUUUAUCACUUCUUUAUACUACUCUUUGUUAUAUAUUAUAUUAAAAAGAAUGUAUAUAGCUACAAUGGGGAUAUGUGCAAAGGGAACAGUAGAAAUGUUCGUUUUUAUUUUAAAAAUGAACCAAAAAGGAGGAUUGUUCAAUCUUCUUAUGAUACUAAUGAUAAUGUUAAUGUAAAACUCAUUUCUAAUUCUACAUUUAAUCUAGAUGACACGGUUAAUGACAAGGUUUGUGUAUUGAAAAGCCUAGUGCUACUACUAUUUAUCAAUUUAACUAAUAUAUUUUUACCCUCAGUCAAUAAUUUGUACUUUAAUAAAGAAAAACAUUAUGUAUUUAUUAACGCUAAUAAGGAAGUAAUGAUAAAACACGAUGUGCAUGAAUUCGUUUAUCUAAUAUUAGACUUCGUUCAUACAACUUAUGUAAGGGGUUACGAGUUUGUGUACAUGAGCAUGUUGUUUCUGGUUGAGUACUGUGUGGAACUAUUCUUCAGUAGUGCAAGUGGUAGCAGAAGCAGUGGUACUGGUAACGUAAUGCCUGUGAACGUGUCUUAUAUACUAAUUUUUAAAAAGAUGCAAAGUAUGAUUAACGAAUAUAUGAAGGACUAUGACUUAGUGCUAGAGGAAAAUCAAAAAAGCGUCUUAGGUUUUAUAAAUAAAGAAACAUACGACCGAAUUAGAAAUAUUUUAAGUAAAAUAUAUUUAAAAAUUUUAAUGAACUGUGCUAAAUCCAUUGUGCUAGUUUGUAAAAUCAUGAUAGGUAAUCGUCUAAACAUUGAAGAUGAAAUGAGUGUAUUGAAAAGCAUAAAAAGUGAUAUACUAUACUUCUUUACAUGUAAUUAUGCCAUAGUAAAAUCAAAUAAAAAAAAUAUACUACAGGAAAAGAGUUUUAAAAAAUCAGAAAAGGAAAAGAAAUAUCUAUUUCAAAAAAAAAUAUCAUCAUUUAUUAAUGUCCUUCUAGUCAUUUUAACUUACAAUAUAAGCUCCUUUAAAGAAUGGGAAUAUUACCAAACCAUAAAGCAAAUACUUACAGAUAACGAGUGGUAUCAUAUAUUUAAUGCAAAUUAUAUAAAAGAAAGGUACGAAAUUACAUUUUUGUGUAAAAAUUGUUCUAAAGGGGGAAGAGAUGGUAAUAUUGAUGAGGGAAUUACUAGUAUGGAUGACCUAUACUCCUCCUCUGAUAGCUGUUCAAGCGAAUUAAAUGAAACGCUAAAAUAUUACUCCUUAGAAGUUACUAAGAAUUUGAGUGACGAUAAUAAAAGGGAUGUGCUAGUAGGUGAAGGCGGGGUCAUGUACAAUGGAAGUAACAACACCAGUUACAACGCCAGUUACAAUGCCGCUUUUAAAAUGGUAGAUGGUUUAAGUUCUAAUGAAGCAGCAUACAACACAAGUGAAAAUGCACUAAAGAAAAACAAGAAAGGUUAUAACGAUUGUGAAGAAGAAGGUUAUACACAAGAAAAUGUUGAAAGUAUGGACAGCAGACGUUUGUAUGAACCAGACAGUAGUAACAGUAGGAAAGUACAAGGUAAAAUAGACUUAACUUCUAAUGGAUUUAACCAUCAUAAUUAUAAUCAUUUUGUGAGUGAUACAUUAAGAGGGGAAAAAGAAACGGAGAACAAUGGUACUAAUGAUGAUCAUUUAGUAAAACUGGACCAUGCUGACAUGAGUAACGACGAAGACGAAGACUUCCAGUUUAAUACUUCCAAGACAAGAGAAACCAUCUUAAAUGAAUAUGGUAAGGGGUUUCUUUCAUACUACAUAAAUAAAUUAAAUAAUAAUGAAAACUGUGAAAAACAUUUUAAAAAAAUUUAUAGAAAGUCAAAAAUGAUCAACUUGGAGAAAUACGCAGUAUAUAUUUUGAGAUACUGGGAUAUUGAAAUAAGUUAUUGUACGAAAAAUGCACAAGGGGAAGGAAAAAAAGAUGAUGAAUAUGAAGAAGAUGAUGAAGAGGAAAUGAAAGGGGAGGAGGAAGGGAUACUCAUAUUAAUAUUUUUUGCUAAUUAUUUUAAUUUCUUUCAACAUUUUAUAAAGUAUAAAACCAUUUUAAAAUUAUAUAUGAAUAAUGAUUUAAAUGAGGCAGAUGAACUGUUAGGCAAUAAAAGUAGGAUGUGGAACUGGUACAGGAAUGAUGUUAAAAUAAAAAGUACCAUCGAGGAAUAUUUAAUGAAAGAUAUAUUGUGUAACAAUUUUUUUUUGUGCACUGAUAAAGAUGAUAGAUUUUUGAGAGGGGUCAAUAAAUAUUUGCACAAAAGAAACAUAAGCACAAACCGUUAUGCAGUUGAUAACAAUAUGAAAAUAUGCUUUUAUUUACAUAAUUAUCAUAACAAUAAGUACAACGCAGACUUUCUUAGAAGCUUACAUAUGCAAUAUUAUCAUUUUAAUAAAUGUCAGAAGAGUGGUCAUAAUAGCAACACUGAGGAUGAAAUGAGCACAAAUGAUGUGUAUGCUAAUACAGAAAACAAAGAGCAUAGUAUUAAUUUCUCCCCAAAUAAAUUUGAUUAUUCUCAAAAUCAAACUUAUUGUACAAACGAACAAGUUAGCUAUGAAUGUGAUCAAUUUCCGCUUUUUUUUCUAAGCUUCUUAGAUUUGUACAAACGUACUGUGGAUGUGUAUGACUUUUACUACCAGACUGUUAUUUAUAAACUAAUGAAAGAAGAAGAAUUAAAUAUUAGUAAAAUACAACUCUAUUAUGAGGAUUUAAGAAAGUAUUUUAAGAAAAAGUUGAGGAGUUACGAUUUGUACUUGAUGCUCUUUUAUUACCAGUAUUUUAUCUUUCAGUCUAUUUGCAGCACAAACGCGAAUGCAUACGCAAAUGAAAACUCAAGCACAAACAAAAACACAAACACAAGAACAACCUUUUUGAACAAAAAUGAGCAAAAAUUUAUUGUCUACUUGUGGAUUAAGUUAACACAAUCCCUCUUAAAAAAAUACAGGUUUUUUAGUAGUAGAGCCAAUAUAGAUAAGUCUUAA